AUGAAAUGGAAGGAUGAUUAUCACCUACUUAAGGCAGUACUGGAAUCAUAUGUACCUGAAGAAGUGGAGGCUCCAUACAUAAAUAAAGCUAAAGAAAGCAUGGAUAGUCUUUUCGUAACAUCAAGAUUGAUUAGUUUGAUUGCAACCUCUUCAAUUUGAUAUUAUCUUUAUAUUAGAAAAAAUAUUUGGCACGGCCGCCGGCCUCUGCUCAAUCACUAUUCAAAAGUUUUUUAUACAGCAGGAAUUAUUGUGCUUAUAUGGCAAAUGCCUGAAAUAUGUUAUGCUAUGAAAGGCACUGAAAUGUUGCAAGAAAUGUCUCAAACGAAAUUCCCAAUCAGUUCAUUUAUAGCAUCAAAGCAAAUGGAAGGACAAGCUCAAAAUAAAGAGAAAAGCUAA
Messenger RNA from Blepharisma stoltei, 396 nucleotides. The record is from the annotation of a GenBank genome assembly. NCBI's taxonomy places the organism in Eukaryota, Ciliophora, Heterotrichea, Heterotrichida, Blepharismidae.